Ctenopharyngodon idella (grass carp) is the source of this 2101-nucleotide messenger RNA. It is a transcript of the gene atg4db, whose product is annotated as autophagy related 4D, cysteine peptidase b. The transcript is spliced from 11 exons. Gene Ontology annotation, molecular function: protein-phosphatidylethanolamide deconjugating activity. The coding region runs from base 217 to 1599 and encodes 460 amino acids. The record is from RefSeq and is a predicted model, not a curated record. NCBI's taxonomy places the organism in Eukaryota, Metazoa, Chordata, Actinopteri, Cypriniformes, Xenocyprididae.
CGGAGAUUCAGUCAGGCAGUGAAUCUGAGUGGCGUCGCGGCAUGUUUACAAUGCGGAAAGUUUCCAGCAGAAAUCAUCCGAUAUUUACAAUGACAUGACAAUCAAAACAGCCUAUUAAGCGGCACAACUGCAGCAUCACUCGAACCCCUAACAUCCAUCCCUCCUCUGAUUGGACGGUUGGGAUUCAGAUUCCCUGGAUGUCAUGGUAACAGGGUUAUGGAUAUGAGUGAUGAGUUUGACAGAGGGAUGGAGCCCGAAGAUGAUCUCGCGUCCUUUGAGGUGGUCAACCUGUCGAACCCGGGCCUGCUGGAUCUCAAUGCCGCCGGACACGUCCAACAGUCCAAGGAGAAGACCAAACUCAAAACCAAACUCGUUUCAGCAUGGAAUAACGUCAGAUAUGGAGGCUGGUCUCUGAAGAGCAGACCGCGUCUCAGUAAGAGCAGUCCCGUGUGUCUGCUGGGACAGUCCUUUCAGCUGAGCUACAGUGGAGAGCGAGAGAGUUUCUGGCGGGCGUUCUCCUCCCUGCUGUGGAUGACCUACAGGAGAGGUUUCCCGCCACUGGACGGCUCGGCCCUCAGCUCUGACGCGGGAUGGGGCUGCAUGCUCCGUAGUGCACAGAUGCUGUUAGCUCAGGGACUGCUGCUGCACAUGAUGCCUGCGGGCUGGACGUGGCCUGCGACGCACCAUCAGACCAAAGAUGACCUGGAGGUGGUUGACGCUCACUUGCUGGAUAAUUCCCUCAGAGACUUGGGCAAACCUCGCAGGCGCAGUUUGGGCACCACUCUGGACUGUGAGACUCAGGAGGAGAGGACUCACCGGAGGCUGGUGUCCUGGUUCGGGGAUUCACCGUCUGCCCCGUUCGGCCUGCACCGGCUGGUGGAGUUGGGCAGGGACUCUGGGAAACGGGCGGGUGACUGGUAUGGACCGGCCAUUGCAGCUCACAUACUGCAGAAGGCCGUGUCAGCGUCGGAGCUGUCGAAUCUGGCGGUGUACGUGGCGCAGGACUGCACAGUGUACAUUGGAGACGUGUUAAACCUGUGCGGGACGUCCCGUACGGAUCUCUCAGUGAGGUCUGGGUGGAAGUCGCUCAUUCUGCUGGUGCCUGUGCGUCUAGGGUCGGACGCGUUGAAUCCCGCUUACACUCGAUGUGUCAAGAGGUUGCUGGAGCUGCGGUGCUGCAUGGGAAUCAUCGGAGGGAAGCCCAAACACUCGCUGUUUUUUGUGGGAUUCCAGGAUGAUCAGCUGAUAUAUUUGGAUCCUCAUUACUGUCAGACUGCUGUAGAUGUCAAACAAGACAACUUCCCUUUAGAGUCGUUUCACUGUAAAAGAGUCAGGAAGAUGCCGUUUAACCGCAUGGACCCCAGCUGCACGGUGGGCUUCUACGCCGGAAGCAGGGCGGAUUUCCAGACUCUGUGUUCAGACGUCACUAAGGCUCUGACCUCAUCCGAGGAGAAGUACCCCAUCUUCACAUUUGUGGAGGGUCAUAAUGAGGAGGACAGCGGCUGUACCUCUGACUCAGUCGCUCACAUAAAGACAAAUAAAAGCAGACUGGGCCGAACCAAAAAGAAGAGCAGCAUGGACGAUUUUGUGCUCCUGUGAUACACAGACUGUACUUCCUGUUUGUUACUCCAGUACUUCCUCCAGUGUGUGUCAUGUGACAGGGGCUGUCACAUUCUCUGGCAUGUCAAAGGAGAAUGUCCAAAACAGACGGCGAGUCAUUAGCAGGGUUAACAGGGUUUUUCCAAACUGCUGCUUGUUUUUCUGUAGCUGCCGUGUGUGAACGCAUCAUACAGGAGGAUGUGAUGAGGUCUGCAUGCGUUGGUGAGCAGGUGGCUAAGCAGAUUAACACGGAUGAUGCUAAUGACAGCAGACAGUGAGGCUCUUGGACAGAUGAGAGGUGCAGACGUUACUCUUUGAUGGGAUUUAAACACUGUGAUUUAGUAAAAAAAAAAAAAAAAAAAACUUCUCUGGUACAGCACCAACUACUACUGACGACAUGAAUUCAACUUCCACAGAAUUUGCAUUGAUAAUACAUGUUUUCUGGUCUUGUUUUCUGAACAAACUUUUUAUUUAAAAAAAUAAAAUAAAAUAUUGAACAGUG